UAUUUUUAACCAAAGCACACUUCAAAACUGGGUAUCAUCCUCCACAAACCCCUGUAGCUUCACUGGCAUUACAUGCAAAGGAUCAAGGGUCUCUUCUAUAAAUCUCACAAACACUAUGCUCAGCAUAGAUUUUGGCUUGGUUUCUUCUUUCUUGCACAAUCUUGAAAACUUGGAGAGUCUUGUGUUGAAGAACACCAAUCUCAGCGGAAAUAUUCCAGAAUUGAGUUUCAAAGUUCUGUCAUAUUUGGACCUUUCUGACAACAAUUUUUCUGAAAUAUUUCCUUCAUUUCAAGACUGCUCUAGUUUACAACAUCUUGAUUUAUCAUCAAAUAGCUUCAGUGGUAAUAUUGAUGCCUCCCUUUCUUCAUGCUACAACCUCAGUUUCCUCAAUCUCUCCAACAAUAUGUUUGAAGGUGGUGUUGCAAAGCUGCCUAGUGGGAGUUUGCAGCAUUUGUACCUAGGAGGAAAUGAUUUUCAGGGGGAGCUUCCAGUGCAUAUUGGAGAUUUAUGUACAACUCUUGUGGAAUUGGACUUGUCUUCCAACAACUUUUCAGGUAUGGUCCCUGAGACCCUUGGUGAUUGCUCAACCUUGGAACUUCUAGAUCUCUCCAACAAUACAUUUUCUGGUGAGUUGCCUGUUGAAACCCUACUAAAUUUGACUAGCUUGAAGACAUUGGUUUUAUCAUUCAAUAAUUUUGUGGAUGGCUUGUCUGAGUCAUUGUCUAGCUUGGUAAACAUAGAGACCUUAGAUUUGAGUUAUAAUAACAUCUCUGGUUUGAUACCCUCUGGGAUUUGUAAACACCCUAAGAAUAGCUUGAAAGUGUUGUACCUUCAGAAUAAUCUGUUUACUGGUCCAAUACCUGACAGUCUAAGUAACUGUUCCCAAUUGGAAUCUCUUGAUCUUAGCUUUAAUUACCUUAAAGGGAAGAUACCAUCAAGCCUCGGGUCCUUGUUGAAGCUCAAGGAUUUGAUGAUUUGGUUUAAUCAGCUUGAGGGGGAAAUCCCAUUGGAGUUAAGGUACUUGCAGUCUUUGGAAAGUCUGAUUCUUGAUUUCAAUCAGUUGUCAGGGUCAAUCCCUGAAAGUCUGAGCAACUGUACUAAUUUGAAAUGGAUUUCUUUGUCGGAUAAUUUGUUGAGUGGGGCUAUACCAACUUCAUUAGGGCGCUUGUCUGAUCUAACCAUUCUUGAGCUGGCAAACAACUCCCUCUCUGGGAGCAUUCCUGGUGAAUUGGGGAAUUGCAGCAGCUUGUUAUGGUUGGAUCUCAACACCAAUUUCUUGAAUGGGUCUAUUCCUCCUGCUCUGUUCAAACAAUCUGCCAAGAUUUCAUUGCCACAUGCCUCGCAGCUAUUUCGGUAUAUUUGGCAUGAUAAAGUUGAGCAGUACCACAGUGUUUCAAUAAUAAUAUUUAACCACAACGGAUCCAUGUUUUUCCUCAACCUUUCAUACAAUAAGUUGGGAGGCAGUAUUCCGAAGGAAUUAGGUUCCAUGCAUUAUCUCUCUAUUCUGAAUUUAGGGCAUAAUGAUCUCUCUGGUCCAAUACCUCAAGAACUUGGAGGCUUGCAGAACGUUGAAGAUCUUGAUCUAUCAGACAACCGACUCAAUGGCUCAAUUCCACAAACUUUGAUCAAUCUCACAUCUCUUUCGGUUAUUGAUCUGUCUAAUAACCAACUUUCCGGAAUGAUACCUUGUUCAGGUAAAUUUGCAACAUUUUUAAGAGAAUGGUUUGCGAAUAAUUCUGGCCUUUCUUAUUGCCCUCAUCCUCAGUAUGCCCCAGAACCAAGUCCAAGUUUAAGUUCAAUUUCUAAGUCAAGUGGAUCAAAGCAGAAAAAGCAUUACAUCAUUAUAGGUUGUGGUGUAAUUGCAGGGGUACUUAUUUGGUUAGUAACUCAGUUACUCGUGAUCAGAUUUACAAGGAAAGGGAGAAUGGAAAAUGAUGGAGAAGAAUGGAGUAUGGUUUCAUUUCAAAGAUUGGGAUUCAACAAAUGGGAUAUUUUGGGUGGUUUGACAGAUCAAAAUUUGGUUGGAAAUGGAGGGUCAGGAAAAGUAUAUAGAGUGAUAACAAAGAAAGGCAAAAAAGUUGCUGUUAAAAGUAUAAGGCAUGAACCAAAGCAAGGGCAGGGAUUAAUGGAGAAACAGUUCCUAGCAGAGGUUAAGAUCCUUGGGGGAAUUUGGCAUAACAACAUAGUCAAAUUGUUAUGUUGCAUCAGAGGAAAGACAACAAAGCUUCUUGUGUACGAAUACAUGGACAAACAAUGCCUCCAUAAAUGGUUGCAUGGAAAGAAGAGAGGCUUAACUACUCAAGUCUUGCAGUGGGAGACAAGGCUAAAAAUUGCUAUUGGAGCUGCACAAGGCCUCUGCUAUAUGCAUCACAAUUGCAAUCCACCCAUUGUUCAUCGAGAUAUCAAGUCUAGUAACAUACUCGUCGACUCUGACUUCAAUGCCAAGAUUGCAGACUUUGGACUAGCAAGGAUGAUGGCGAGUGGAGGAGAUCCAGAAACAGCAUCUGCGGUUGUGGGAACCUUUGGUUACAUUGCCCCAGGUACAUUUUUUUUAUAUCUUCAUCAUUUCAAUUCCAAAUGAUUUUUAUACUUGCAAAAUCACAUAUAUCAU
This is a messenger RNA of Ipomoea triloba (trilobed morning glory), 2611 nucleotides long. Its product is annotated as systemin receptor SR160-like. Gene Ontology annotation, cellular component: plasma membrane. NCBI's taxonomy places the organism in Eukaryota, Viridiplantae, Streptophyta, Magnoliopsida, Solanales, Convolvulaceae. Gene Ontology annotation, molecular function: protein kinase activity; ATP binding; protein binding. The record is from RefSeq and is a predicted model, not a curated record. Gene Ontology annotation, biological process: hormone-mediated signaling pathway; protein phosphorylation. The transcript has a single exon. The coding region runs from base 116 to 2581 and encodes 821 amino acids.